AUAAACAAAAAGCUACGUGAACGCAAGUUUUUGUUAACAAGAUUUUCUUAUAUUACACCAUCAUUAAAACACUAAAUCCAAAAAUAACUUGUCCUACCUAGUUGAUUCCUAAAAAUAAAACAAAUCAGUUGUAUUGCCCUCUAUUUUAAAGCUGGAAAGUUUACUGAUUUUCGAUUUUUCCUUCGGAAUUCAACAUAAUUGUUAAUUACGUUUUAGCUAGUGUUACAGUAUUUUGUUAAUCGUUUAGGUUAGGUUGACAGCAAGAAGCCGGCUAUGGAAGAAGAACAGGAGCAAGGGGCUGCUGCAGCGGCCGGCGUUGAAGGGGCUACAGCAGCGGCCGGUGAUCAAGGGGCCGCAGUAGCAGUUACUUCGGCUGUUUUUAGGAAAAAACAUCGUAAGAAGGACCCCAAAUCGUGGGAGAAUAUUUCAAAAGUGGUUGCAGCGAUGGAUGAAGCAAGCAAACUGUCUUACAUUGAAGAGAAAUAUCAAGAUUUGCAUGACCAAGUCCGGUUACUGACGGGCAGUAAUCAGCAACUGUUGAAACACAAUUCAGCUAUUCAAAGAGAAAGGGAUCACCACCAAAGCGAAUUAGCAAAAAGUGUGGUAGCUAGAGCUCGGCUUGAAAAUUUGUGCCGUGAACUGCAGAAACAAAAUAAACAAAUAAAGGAGGAAAAUUUGGUCAAAAUAAAGGAAGAGGAAGAACGCCGCAAGGAGGUUUCUUCAAAAUUUGCUGAUAAGCUGAGUGACAUUAACAACAUGAUGGACGAAAAUAAGGAGAAAAGUGAAAAAUUACGCGAGGAGAAUCUCAGAAUGACCGCUAGAUUGGCUGAUUUAUUUAACCAAUUCAAAAAACGUGAGGAGGAUAUUGCAAGGAUGUCGCAUCAGCUGGAAUUAGAGCGCAAAUUUUCCCAAGCUACUAUAUCUAAAAUGGACUUGGAAAUGAAGGCACAAAAAGAAGUACAUGCCAAAGAGCAAGAACUCAUGAAAUGUAACCUUGAAAAAAGCGAGGCCAAUUGUACCGUCCUCUUAGAGACAGUUAAAGGUCUUCAAGAUCAUAUUGACGUAUACAAAAAUCAGUACCAAGAUUUUGAAUCAACAAUGACCAAAAGCGCGAAUGUUUUUGAUAACUUUAAAACAGAAAUCGCUAACAUGACUAAGCAAGUAGCGGCUUUGGAAAAAGAAGCACAGUUUUGGAAAAAUAAAUUUAAUGACAGUAUGAAAGCCUUGAUUGAGAUGAGCGAGUUGAAAAAAAAUCAGGAUUUGUAUCUCCAAAGUCUUGAAAGGAAAGUCGAACAAUUGAAUAAAUUAUGCCGUCAGAUACAAGUUGAUCGUAGUCAUUAUUUGAAGUUGUUGAAAAGUUAUGGAAUUGAACCUACUCCUAGUCAACCACAAGAAAAAACUGAAGAGGCUAAGAAGGCGAGUCCAACAAUGACCAAAAAAGAACAAGAAUUACAUUUGCUUAAAGAAAACUUGAAGGCCGUUCAAGAUCAAUUGGCAAGACUGAAUGUUGAAGGAUCUGAGAAAACUGAAACAAAGAAGACUGAUGAGCAGACUACUAGUCAGGAUGAAGCACCACCAUGUGCCAAAUGUACCCCCCAAACUAUAAUUGCAUACCCUGAUGAAGCUGAUUUUGUGGACGUUUGCUUGGUGACAGAUCCAGAGGAAGAUCAGACACCAAAAACUCCAGAGGAAAGUCAGUAAAAUGAUGUCUCCAAAAUAUCAACUUGUGAUUUUUUACCAGUGGUGUUAGAAUUUAAUUUAUUUUUCGUGUUUUUUUCUAAAGUACUUAAAUAUUACAUUUUGAAAUGUUUUUUGCAUGUUAUCUAAAGGAAACAGUGAUAUUACUCGAUUUUUUUGUGAUUUUGUUUGAUAGGUGUUUUAAUGUAACGUGACCUGUCUUAAAUUUAUAUUUGUUUCAGAGUUUGUAUUCAGUUAAUUUAGUUAAUGUUAUAUUUUUCAGAAGACUUUUUUGGUUUAAUUUUUGAAAUAGUACUAUUAACGUGUUCUUGUAACUUGUUUAAUUACAGUGCCUUUAACUUUGUUCUGAGAAUUAUCUAAUAAAAAUUUU
Messenger RNA from Tribolium madens (black flour beetle), 2068 nucleotides. RefSeq names its product alpha-taxilin. The transcript has 5 exons. The record is from RefSeq and is a predicted model, not a curated record. The coding region runs from base 274 to 1701 and encodes 475 amino acids. Gene Ontology annotation, molecular function: syntaxin binding. Lineage: Eukaryota; Metazoa; Arthropoda; Insecta; Coleoptera; Tenebrionidae.